AUGAACAUGAUCAUGCUCAUCGUGCAGCAACAACACGAGCACCAUCACCAGUUAGAGAAAUUGUUAAAAAUUCUGUUGCAGCUGGUCUUUCUUGCAUUCAAACACGUCGAGCUAUUGAACAUCAAUAUCAAGGUGGUGUUUCACGUUCACAAUUAUGUAGUUUAUUGAAUUAUCAUCGAUCACUAGCAGUACCUGAUAUACACUUUGUCGAUGAUUUUCGAUCGUGGUGUCACCAACAUUCAGCAUUAGCUGUUGGUCCAACAGCAAUACAUGAGCCUUUUGUUGCUAAAUUUUAUAUUAAUUCAUGUAAUGAUAUAUUUGUAUUUAUAACAACACGUAAAUUAAUAUCUACUGCUCCAUUAUCUGGCAUGUUACAGGUUGAUGCAACAUUUAAAUUAAAUUGGAACGAAUUACCAGUUUUAGUCUUUGGAAGCAGUGAUGGUAAUCGUCGUUUUUUUCCAUACGGUAUUGCAGUUAUUGGAACUGAUGAAGCAGCAAGUUCGUAUAUCACCUUGUUUCAAACAGUAAAAGAAUGUGUAUUUAAUGUUACAGGCCUUCAAUACAAUGUCCAAUAUUUAAUGGCUGAUGGUGGUAAAGGUAUUACAACUGCACAACAAUUUGAACUGCCGAACUGUAGAAGAUUGAUGUGCUGGUCCCACGCCAUCCGAAAAAUACGUCAACAUCGAAAAAUGAUUCCAGUUGAAAAAUGGCGUGGGAUAGAACGUGAUAUUUCAACAUUACAAUUAUCAUUCAAUGAUAAUAUUUUUCAAAAAGGAUCAUCAUUAUUAUUAACAAAAUGGAAAUCUGAUCCAGAGUUAUUUAUGUUUGCAAAUUAUUUUGAACAAACAUGGUUAUUAGAUUUAAAAUUCUGGUAUGAAGGUGCGGCUAUUGGAUAUCCAUUAACAAACAAUGGUCUUGAAUCUCUUAAUAAUCGGAUUAAACAACAAUAUACAUUACGUAACAAGUUACCUUUACCAAAAUUUAUUAGUACUAUGGAUACUAUGCUUCGUGAAUGGUCAAGAAAAACAGCUGAAGAUGAAUUUCAAACAUAUCCAAAAAUUAGUGUUGAAAUAGAAAAACAAGCAUGGAAAUGGUUGAAAGAUCUUAAUAAAAAUUCUAUAUUUCAUUGGCAUAGUUAUUCGUAUAUUGUUCCAUCUACAAGCAACAAAGAUUAUAGUUCAUCUUUAUGGUUACAAGAAUAUGCAACAUUUCCAUGGAAAAAAUUUGAAGAUUUUUCAAAAUGGUUCUACGCUGGUCGACUUGUUACAUUACCAAUGAUGUGCAGUUGCAAAACAAAUUUAAAAACAUAUGUAUGCAAACAUGCAGUUGGUAUUUCAAUUCAUUUUGGUUUAUAUAUUAUAUCUGAUCCAAAUAAAUUAGAAAGUUUAGGAAAACGACGUGGACGACCAAAAAAAGCAGGACCAGCUUUAUUUCGUUAA
Messenger RNA from Rotaria sordida, 1439 nucleotides. The record is from the annotation of a GenBank genome assembly. Lineage: Eukaryota; Metazoa; Rotifera; Eurotatoria; Philodinida; Philodinidae.